Molecule: messenger RNA, 1516 nt
Organism: Anoplopoma fimbria (sablefish)
Lineage: Eukaryota; Metazoa; Chordata; Actinopteri; Perciformes; Anoplopomatidae
Gene: igldcp
Product: galectin 17
Exons: 7
Coding region: 92-925 (277 amino acids)
Biological process (GO): immune response; positive regulation of T cell proliferation; negative regulation of T cell proliferation
Cellular component (GO): external side of plasma membrane
Source: RefSeq, a predicted model, not a curated record
UCUUCAGAGAGACUUUCACACUUCAGAUAUUCAGUCAGCCUCCUUCAGAUGAGAGAAGAGGAGUGAACUAAAAUCCCAACCAGCAGUCAUCAUGAAAACCUCCACAUGGGAUUUCAUGCUCAUCCACUGUGUCCUGCUUGGCAUUUUAGUUGACUCCUCCUCCCCGUCCUCCAUCUCCAACUUCCUCUCCGUCUCCUCUAAGGUGGGGAACCAGGCCAUCCUUCCCUGCAGCUGGAAGCAACAUCUGGGCGACUUGGCUCCGUCCUCCUGCCACAUCCAGUGGGCCACGCCGGCCGACACGGUGUUCGAGCUGCGUGGGGAGAGCCGGUGGGAGGCGGAGGAGUUCGAGGGCCGGGUGGAGGUUCCCAUGGAGAAGCUGGGGUCCGGGGACUGUUCUCUGGUCAUCAACGACGUUCAGAUCGGAGACACGGGGAGAUACGAGAGCUUCAUGGUGGUGGACGGGGUGAGGUCCACCAAGACCAAGGUCUUCAUCCAGAGCGUCAGGCUGUCCGUGCACGACCACAAAUCCCUCCAGUCUGGAGUUCCAGGUGAGGACUUAGUCCUGGAUCUCUACACCCGCCACUCCGUGAGAGUCGUCUUCCAGGGCCGGAACACCUCGGAGUGGUCGGACGUGUGGAUGAGGAGCGAUGCAGACAGUGAGCGUGUGGAGAAACAUCCGCACGAUGAGACGCUGACGUUAAAGAAGCUGAAGAGCUCCGACGAAGGAACGUACAAAGUCCUGGAUCAACACGGCCUCGCUGUCAGCACCAUGCUGCUCACCGUGGAAGACAACUCCACAGCUCUCAAACUUCAGCAGAUUCCGGAAAAACAAGCGCCGACAGAUGACGCUGCCAAAAACAGCUGUUCAGCUCUCCUCCUCUUCUCUGUGCUUGUCACGAGUUUCCAAGUUAUUCAUCUCCUCUGAUCAAAUUCUCUGUGCAAUGUAAGUGCAGUCACGUACAUAUAAAUAACUCCAUGAUACAGUAUACAGUAGAUUGUUGCCGUGUUUUUCUGAACAUUAGCCUGUAACAUGUAUAUUUCUACUUAGCCAGAGUGACGUUCUGAGAAUGUGAAAAUGUGAUUUAAAUGAUGAAAAGUUUGUUUUUUAGACACACUUACGUCUACUAUUCACUGAAUUUAAAAAAGAUUUGUUUUGAAAGAAAAGUUCUUGAGAUGAGACCAUUAAAACCACUAAAAUACCAGUUAGAUAUAAUAGUCAGUUAGAUAUGAAGCUGGAGUUAUGAUAAUGUAAGGAUAUGUAUGUAUGUACAUACAUACAUACGUACAUACAUACAUGCAUACAUACAUACACAUGCACGCACAUACGUACUUAUCUACUAGAUUAACAUCAUUUCAAUAAAAAUGUAUUUGAUUAUCUUUGAAUGUAACGUGAUGAUGUAACUCUUUUUGUGAAUUCUUUAUUUUGAUGUGACUAUUUAUUUAAAAAAUAAAAUCAUUGGAUUUUUUCUCCAACUGCAGUCUAAUAAAUAAAUAAAAAUGAAACAAGCAAACACAA